UUGAUAGGUUGUAACAAACAAGAAACGAUGAAGAAAGUUUUGGGUAAAAGGGAAAACAUCAAGAUUUUAGACUUAAACUCCUAUUGUAUCAAUGAAUUAUUUCGGCAAAUCAAAAUGAGCUGCGCUUCCAGCUUAAUACUGGAUGAUAUAUUAAAGUACAGCGAUCUCAUUCACUUUGUUAUCAGCUGCGAGUUAUUCACCAAAGCGUUUAAGGAAUGGUCUCCUGAGCUUUAUAAGAAACUUUGCAUAGAAAAUACGUUCUUAAAUAGAUCUCCCUAUAUACAGAUCGAUUUCUCAAAUGUUUAUGCCCAUAUGCUAAGAUUGUCAAUAAAUGAAAAAAAGUUAUUCUGGAGAAAUUUCUUAAAUCCGAUUAAGGAAAACGAUAAGUUGGAAUCAGUGAAGUUAGUUUAUGAACCAAUAAGUUACUACCCCGAGCAUUUGGAAAGAUUCGAUGACCUGAUAAAUUGUCUUCAAAACAAGGAUCAAUUGCGUGAGCUCUUUGUUCGACUAAAAGGAUAUAGCUUGGAAAGCAUGCCGCAGAUAAGCAGUCUGGAAACCCUUACAGUAGAUGCCCGAAUGGAAGCCAAUAUCCUAGUCCAGUUGUGUUCAUUAAAUGCAAACUUACGGAGACUCAUUUUGGUCAAUAACGAGUUAUAUGGAAGAUUGUCUGAUAUUGUACCGCACUGCAACCAACUGGAAUACCUAAGCUUCGCUAUGAAGCAGGGGGUAGACGCCGCGGAAUAUAAAGCCCUUGCCAAGCUACCGAGACUCAACGAACUAAUCCUCCUUGGCGAGCAUGAGGAGGAAUCAUUGGUAAAGCUCUUUCAUGGCCUAAAGGAAAGGAAGGUCCAAAGAAUAUCGAUACCCGAAACCCAUGUCAGUGACGAAGAGGCCAUCGCAUUGGCAUCCAUUGCCUCGUUAAUUUCUCUCAAGUGCUGUCUUCGCAAUGACUCGAUAUAUGCUGAUUUACCUCUAACUGGAUCUCUCACUGAUAUUUGCAUACUGCGUCAUCCCAACCAAUAUGAACCAGAAAUGGACAAUAAGAAAGAAAUCGGUCGCAUGAAAGUGACUUAUGGGGCAAGAACCCUAUCUAACGAAAUGCCAGACGCGUAUUAUCAAGCAAUGCAGACCAAUGAUUCAAAGCUUAUGAUGAAGGCAUUUGAUCAAGACUUCGACUAUGCUUUUCGUUUUCGCUACGAGGGGGCUUAUAAUGCCAGGGUUUUGCUUGAUAACAUGAAAUUAUCAUCAGAAUCUUCAAUGUGCUUUAUCGAGAAGAUAGUGCUCUAUCAGAACGACCCGAUUCCGAAUGAAGACAUUGCCAUUAUGGCCUCCAUACCGACGUUAACCACCAUCCGAUGCUCGAUCGCUCAAAUAGAGCAGAUGAUCAUCGUGAAAACUCUGCAGCUCGCGUCAAUUACUGAAACUGAAAAGCGAGUGGACCGCAUCCGAACGGAACAUUUUGAGAUUCGAUUAGUUCAUGGCCACGAAUCCUUAACUCUCAUACUGGACUUUUUUGGUAAAUGUAAAGAGAAUUACGCGAGGUUCUUAGCUCCUCUUGCCAAUGUAAGAAACCUAAAACGACUUGAGAUAAAGGGAAAAUUUACAAGUGGUUCCUUAGUAACGCUUUUUAAAGGUUUCACCUCCUUGGCAACUCACACUCUGCAAGAACUGAAAGCUGUAUUUCUUGACCCUGAAGAACUCGAAGAGGUGAUCAAGAUUGGGAGCCUAAGGAUCCUUAAAAGCGGUUUCUUUUGUUCCAAAAAUAUUGAUAAACUAGCUGAGUUGAAUCUUCUCGAGGAGCUAUAUCUAUCCGUCUAUCCACAGGGGUCUCUAGAAAAAUUGUUUAGGCUCCUUGCCUCCAAGAAGUCACAAGUACUGAAGAGUCUCAUAAUUGGGGGGACGAAACUUACUCCCCAAGAGGUAGUCGAGCUAGCUGGCUUAGAAUCCGUGGAGAAUCUCCAGCUUGGUCUGCCCGAAAAACAACAUUGGGAACAGUCCUCAGAAGGUACUACAGAUAGCCUAGACGUCUUCUAUUGUCAAAAGUGUCGUUUGCCCCCUGAUGCAUCCAUUUAUAUAGAGCAUCAAACUUACGUUCAUACUUUGAAUUCUGUAUCAGACAAAGAGGCCUUAACUGCUAAGAUUAAUUUUAUAACCGAAUUGUAUGGUAAUUUGACACCGGUAAACAUGCAUCUCUUGGCCAAUCUACCAAAUCUAGAGAACUUGAGUGUUUAUUUGGACUACAAACCCCAAGCUGUGGAGUACCUAUUAAGAACUAUUGCCUUGCUAUCCCCAAAAAAAUUGAGAAAACUUUCGUUUGCAACACAGAACUUUAGAUUGAUAUCUGUUUUCGAAAAUUUGCAAUCCCUCGAAUCCGUUGUCUAUCACACAAAAGAUAUUGAGUUUAUAGCACAUCUCAGAAAUCUCACAGACUUACAAAUACAUAAUCCUCUAGAUACUCCCAUAUGGGAACUCCUUAAGGAACUUAAGGUUUUAUUGAAUCUUCAAUGUUUGCUUUUGGAUAAUGCAGAUCUGGAAUUUUUAGAUAUUGUUGAGGUGACGAAAAUAAAUUGGCUAAAACGCUUAAGACUCGGCCUUACGGAUAAAAAGUUUGUCUUCAUGCUGAUCCCUUUGAAAGACUUGGAAGUUUUGGAAAUUACGUCUACACAUUACGCGGCGAAAGAUGAAGGCAACUUUAUUGUUUCCUUUGUUUUGUCAUGCAAAAAUAUAAGGUCAAUAUCUCUAUAUCGAUACUAUGAUUACUUAAAAAAGGAUUAUGUCAACGGGAUCUUGAACACUAUAAAGCUUUUUAGAGAUUCUUCCAAGCACCCUCCAUUCAAAUUGCGCGGGGUUUGGUGUGAUUUUAAAAGGCUAAGCCAGCUGGACAAGUAUAAUGUCGAAUACCUGGAAUUGGAGGUGCUCGAUAACAGCAAUCAAAACGAAGAAUCCGAUGAAGACACCGAUAAUGAAGUUUUAUAA
Drosophila subpulchrella is the source of this 2976-nucleotide messenger RNA. RefSeq lists its product as uncharacterized. The record is from RefSeq and is a predicted model, not a curated record. NCBI's taxonomy places the organism in Eukaryota, Metazoa, Arthropoda, Insecta, Diptera, Drosophilidae. Bases 28 to 2976 code for a protein of 982 amino acids. The transcript has 3 exons.